CUGGAGCUGCAGGGCUGUGGGGUGUGUGGCUCAGACUGCUUCUCACACAGCCCCUUGCUAUUUUUAGUGCGUGCGCUCUGUGCGGCAUUGGAAAUCCCUGCUACGGCUUUCUUCACACGGAUCCUGGCUGCUCCUGGGCUAAGGAACAGGGUGAGUAGCGAAAGUGAAAAUCGCUUUAUCCCAGGACGGAUGCUGUGUCCUCACACCCACGAUCCCGGGCUGAGCUGGCUGUGCCGCAUGUGGAGCUCGAUGUCGCAGGAGCGCGGCGUGCAGGAGCGGCCGGAGAGUCGGGAAGAAGAUGACAGAAAAGUAAGGAGGAGAGAAAAGAAUCGAGUUGCUGCGCAGAGGAGCCGGAAGAAGCAAACGCAGAAAGCUGAUAAACUUCACGAGGAAUAUGAGUCUCUUGAGCAAGAAAAUACCUCCCUGAAAAGAGAAAUCGGAAAGCUAACAGAUGAAAUGAAACACUUGAGUGAAGUGUUGAAGGAUCAUGAAAAGAUCUGUCCACUAUUGCACUGCACCAUGAACUUUGUGACCAUACCAAGGCCCGAUGCACUUGCCAGCUGCCUACCAAGAUGAGUGCUCUCCUCAAUCACCUCUCAGUGUGAUGUGUGAAAGUGCCAUUAACAGGAGGUUUCAAGAGCUGCCUAGUGUGCAGUUCUCCCAUUGAAGAGGGCUGGACUCGACCGCGCAGCUCUACUCCACAAUGAAUUGUUACAGUCUUCUGAAUCUCAGGAAAACACCAGCAUGGAAAAAAAGACAAUUUGAACAGCAGCUUCUAACUUGGUAGACUCUUCAAGCCAUGGUUUUGCCUUUGGAAAUGUCAAAGUGCCGUGCAGCUCACUAUGGAUCAAUGGAGUGUAGACAGGGAAAAGUACCAACCUCAGCCUGGGAUGCCUUCCUCCCACACAUCCACUGCCAGUAACCCUUUGUCACUUGUCACCCAUGCCUGUCAUGAUCUGGCUGCUGGGUUUUAUCUCUCUAAACAGGUUUGGUUAAUAAAAGUGAUGUCUCAUCUCUAUAAUGUUCUCUACCUUCUUCAAUAAUUCAUGUCUUUAUAGUAUCUCUGCUUUUUAUUUGCUGGUCAAUGCCAAAGUCUAAUGCUAAUUUUACUGUUCUAUUAUUUACUUAUCGCCUCUUCAUUGGUUCCUCUUUUGAAGUGUGUGUAACAAAAGAGUUUUCUUAGUCUUUAAUAUUCCAAAUCAUCAGCCCUGCUGCCAUUAGUCCUUGGAGUGUUUUAUAUCCUAAAAUAUGGCUUGGUCAGUUUCUGAUGGUGAUUGUCUGCUCUGUGUGGAAGAAAAGCAAACAGAGUUUGAU
Molecule: messenger RNA, 1314 nt
Organism: Zonotrichia leucophrys gambelii
Lineage: Eukaryota; Metazoa; Chordata; Aves; Passeriformes; Passerellidae
Gene: BATF3
Product: basic leucine zipper ATF-like transcription factor 3
Biological process (GO): regulation of transcription by RNA polymerase II
Cellular component (GO): nucleus
Molecular function (GO): DNA-binding transcription factor activity, RNA polymerase II-specific; RNA polymerase II cis-regulatory region sequence-specific DNA binding
Source: RefSeq, a predicted model, not a curated record